Molecule: messenger RNA, 896 nt
Organism: Capra hircus (goat)
Lineage: Eukaryota; Metazoa; Chordata; Mammalia; Artiodactyla; Bovidae
Product: translation initiation factor IF-2-like
Exons: 3
Coding region: 1-792 (263 amino acids)
Source: RefSeq, a predicted model, not a curated record
AUGCCCCGACUGCGCCGGGUGGGGACCCAGGGACGGCCGCCGCCCUUAGAAUCCGCGUUCGGGGCCGGCGGGCGCAGCGCCGCGGAGAGCCCGCGCCCCGGGGCCGCCCAGAGGCUCGCCGCGCCGCCGCCGCCGGGUCCCCAUCCGCCCGCCCCGAUCCCCCCGGCUGUGGGCGCUGAGCCGAGCGGCGCGGGCGGCCGGGGCUCCCGGGCUCUGCCGCCUCCUCCAGGCGCCCCCUGCGCACCCGCGGCUUCCCCUGGGGAGGGCGCGGCGGCCACUUGUUGCGGGUGCCCCGAGCGAGCGAAAGACUCGCGGCCCGGCGCGGCUCGCCCAAGGGCCGGACUUUUGGGCAGCGCGCCUUUUCGGGGCUCCGGCUCCCCGCCCCAGCCCGGGCGCAGGCCCUGCGCGCCGCCCGCGAACUGCUGCGGGGGGCGACGGAAGGCGCGCUCUUGGCUCAAUUUGACUAUUGUUCUUUUCCCGGCUGGGUCCCUAAUGAGUAAGAUGAGCUUCCGGGUGUCGCUUGAAAUCCCUUGGGUCUGCCUGCAAAUACGGCCUGUGUUAGGUGCGGUGGCAUUCCGAAUCAACGCGCGCGGCAACCUGAUUCUGUCCGACAGCUCCAGGAAGGAAGACCCUUUCCAGGGCCCGAAACUGGGCUUUUGUCUAACACUCAGAAAUGAAUCGUCCAAGGAGACACGUGUGCUGAUGAAGCAAGAGAUUUUAUUGGGAAAGGGCACCUGGGUGGAGAGCAGUAGGGUGAGGGAACCCAGGAGAACAACUCUGUCAUGUGGCUAGCAGUCUCUGGUUUUAUGGUGAUGAGAUUAGUUUCCGGGUUGUCUUUAGCCAAUCACUCUGACUCAGAGUCCUUCCUGGUGGUGCAAGCCUCAUUUGGCCAAGAU